Messenger RNA from Sphaeroforma arctica JP610, 893 nucleotides. RefSeq lists its product as hypothetical. Bases 84 to 674 code for a protein of 196 amino acids. Gene Ontology annotation, cellular component: proteasome core complex. The record is from RefSeq and is a predicted model, not a curated record. Gene Ontology annotation, biological process: proteasomal protein catabolic process. Lineage: Eukaryota; Ichthyosporea; Ichthyophonida. The transcript has 4 exons.
AGAGAAUUCACUAUAACACCCUUUUGCAACGUACGAAGACUAUAAAGUAGUCGGGUACUACGAAUAGACAUAAAGUUACAAGUAUGGAUUAUCUUCUUGGUAUCGUUGGCGACGGCUUCACCGUUAUGGUGGCCGAUAAAACCGCUGCUCGCAGUAUUAUGGUUCUACGACAAGAUUUCGACAAGAUGGUCACGCUUAAUAAAAAUACACUCAUGUCACUUGCCGGACCCAUUGGCGACUGCACGGUGUUUGGCGAGUACAUCAGAGCGAAUGUACAGCUAUUUGAGUUGCGCCAGGGUGUGCCAAUGACAUCGCACGCCUGUGCCAACUUCACAAGAAACGAGCUGGCGAAGGCUCUUAGAAGUCGAAAUGCAUAUCAAUGCUUCUCUCUGAUCGGUGGGUUUGACGAGGAAACGGGACAGGCGUCACUACACUGGAUGGACUAUCUUGCAUCCAUGCACAAACUCCAGUACGGAGCACACGGUUACGGAGCUGCCUUCACACUCGGUUUACUGGACAAGCGAUACAAGCCGAAUAUGACGCUGGACGAAGUGAUCGAGAUUGUAAAGGCCUGCAUGCUGGAGCUUAAGACGCGUUUUAUCAUUAGCUUGAAGGACUUCACCUUCCGAGUGGUAGACAAGGACGGUAUUAGAGAACUGACCGUGGAAUUGUAGAUUUAAACGCUAAAUUAUAAAUUCUCAUUCGUUGUCCCCGCGACCGGCAAGCCAUAUAUCUGUAUAUCGAAUUAAAUAAGAUUGGAUUGGAUCUGAAAGGAGAAGAUGUAUCGCAGAUCCACGACCCAUAUAAAUCUGUCGUCGUACACGAGUUACAUUAUCUCAGACACAUCCAAAAGACCCCCUUGUGUCGAAUUAAAAUCUCAAACUUGUUCCGAA